Messenger RNA from Closterium sp. NIES-67, 2022 nucleotides. The record is from the annotation of a GenBank genome assembly. Lineage: Eukaryota; Viridiplantae; Streptophyta; Zygnematophyceae; Desmidiales; Closteriaceae.
CCUCAGUGAAGGCUUCACUACUCCACUCCCUUCGAAGCAUCACCACCAUCCCACAACAACCGACAAACUUGUUAGCACCGAACAGCAAAAAAAAAACCAGUAGAGCUUUCAUACUUCUUCCUGCACAAGCAUUAGGAACGGAAAGAACCAUGGGCCAAGUCUGGCUGCCUAGAGCUUCUUGCGAGCGUCAAAUACGAGUUUCCGCAUCAUGGGCCUUCACUGUCUUUCUCGUCGUCAGCACUCUAGCCGCUGUAGUUACCGCUGAUGGCCCAUCCAAUACCCCGACGCCCGCGGUCGCAAUGAACGACCUAUUUGACUCUCAGUCGCACUCCGUCCUCCCGACCGCCGCCGCCGUCGCCGAUGCAGUGGACGAGGAGCUGGCGACCGUUUCGCCUGCUCGAGGCGGCGACAGCUGCGACGGCGAAGGCGAGAAGUCGCUAGAGGCGAGCGACACGGUCAUGGAGGAAAGCGACGCGUGGGCGGCCGAAGUCGACACCAGCGCGCGGCUAAGGCGCCGGGCUGGCGAUAAAUCCGAGUACCUUGCGACUGUGGUGGCCAAUGCGACGGCGUACGACUCUCAUGGGAGAAGGAAGCUCGCAACCAAGUGCAAUCUCGGUAAAGGCGCGUGGGUGUACGUGGACUCGUACCGGCCCAUCUACAGCGGGCAGUCGUGCAAGUUCAUCCGCUCGGGCUUUAACUGCGAGCGCAACGGCCGCACGGACACCAACUACCUGCGCUACCGCUGGAAGCCGCGCAACUGCAACCUGCCGACCUUCGAUAUAGGCUCGUUCCUCCCCAUGAUGCGAAACAAGGUGAUCGCGUUCAUCGGCGACUCCAUCGCGCGCAACUUCCAGCAGUCCGUGGCGUGCCAGGUGGGCGCGCGCGAGCUCGUCCAGGAGUGGGCGGGCACCAUCAACGGCCAGGCCGUGUCGGGCCUCUCCAUCCCCAACUACAACAUCAAGCUCCUCGCUUUAAUCUCCCCCUUCCUCGCGCGCUACUCCAACUCGCCCGCGGAUUUCACGAAAUACGGGCUGAAGCCGCCGCAGCGGAAGGAGAUCGAGGGCGGGAACGGCGGCGCGCAGGGGUACAUCGUGUGGACGGACCAGCUGGACGCCACGUGGGCGGCCGUGAUUCCGUCUGUCGACGUGGCGGUGUUCAUGUCGGGGCACUGGUUCCUGUCGUCGCAGGGCCGCACGGACGUGCGCUCACUGGCGUACGUGCGUGGGCGCACCGUGAAGGCGACGACGGGGUUCGAGGCUUACGCCACCACCAUGAAACGAGUGGUGCAGUACCUGGACAACGACAUUAAGUACAAGGGCCUGGGCCUGUGGCUGAGCUACACGCCUUCGCACUACAGCUCGUCCAACCCGCCGUCGUGCGACUACAACGCGCCGUUCCCGCCCACAAUGGCCAUCGCCGACAAGUCCGCCGUCACCUUCAACGACAUUGAGAAGCGCAUCACGCGUGCAUCCCAGCGGUUGAAGCACAUGGAUCUGACGGCCAUGAUGGCCCUGCGGCCGGAUGGGCAUGUGCAGAAGUACUACGGGCCGGCGAAGAAUAGUAAGACCAAGUGGGACUGCUUGCACUGGUGCCUGCCCGGCGUGCCGGAUGCGUGGACUGACGUGCUGCAGCAGGUGUUGGUCACGCGCCUGGGGCAGCAGCCUGCAGCAUGAGUGGGGAGGCUCUGGGGGGAACUGUGAGGAGUGCUGGUGUAUGGUUAUUGUAUGUGUAUGGUGUUUGGGGCCAGGGGAGAGGGGGGGGAGUGCAUGUGCAGCAGGAGCAGCCACAGCAGCAGGAGCAGCUACAAGAGGUGGAAGAAAUACUAACAAGCAUACACUCUCCAAUGACAAUUGAUCAAUUGCAACACUAGGCGUGAAGUUUCAGGCUGUGGAGUCGGCCGAUUCCCAAGUGAUUAACAUGAUUCUGCAGCCAUUCUCGUUGAUAAAUUAGUGGCUUUGUUUGUGCGUUGAAGAUGGUAAGAUUGCAUUCCCUCGUAUUUACAAAUAUUUGUGUUUAACUGAG